Fusarium subglutinans is the source of this 1008-nucleotide messenger RNA. RefSeq lists its product as uncharacterized. The transcript has a single exon. Bases 1 to 1008 code for a protein of 335 amino acids. The record is from RefSeq and is a predicted model, not a curated record. Lineage: Eukaryota; Fungi; Ascomycota; Sordariomycetes; Hypocreales; Nectriaceae.
AUGAAAUCUCACCUCCUUCCAUCAGCCCAAGGUCGACAGACAAUGACCCCCUCAACCUUUCAUAAAUUCCCAGAACUACCGCCCGAAAUCCAGCUGCAGAUAUGGGAAUCCUCAUUUCGCUCACCCAAAGCUGUUCCCGGGGGUCUGCACUACAUCGGUCUUGACCAUGACGGAUCUCCGGUUCCGCUGGAUAAAACCACCAAAGUCGAAUUCCAGAGAGCAAGGUCAGGUUACGAACUGGAACAAGGUCUCCGGACGGCGUGCUGGGACUCCCGAGCAGCGGCAAUGAAGCAUGAGCGGCAGCAAGAUGUCGAAUAUGGCUAUCCUGAUGUCCUUAGCCCUGUCCUUUUGAAGUUCGCCUUGGCGGGCCGCAGAUCGUACGCAAGGAGAGAGCUUGUAUCAAUAAAGCCUCCUGUGUAUGGAGGACAAGGGAACAGUGAAUCGCUGGACCUGAAAAUGUUCGUCUGUCCCUCGCGAGAUAUUUUCUGUGUCGCAUUAAACAGAGCAGGGCGAGCUGCGUCUUAUGGGAACUACUACCCACUCCGAGAAUUCCAAAGACUCGCCUUCGAAUUCAAGCCUUCUUGGAACAGCCAGCUAUCACUGCAUGACAACUACUACCCUAUAAAGAAGUUCCUGCCUUCGCUGGCCUUUAUCCUCAGGCUGGUGUUCGAGGCAGCACAUACCAGGCAUCCCACCAGGUCAACUAUCAGGCUCAUCGACAGGAAUGCUCGAUGGAUAAACGACGACACUACACAAAUUGGUCUUGACACAUUCUAUGACUGUGAUUACGAAUAUGUCGAGAUUCCCAUGAAAUCUGGCUCGUCUUCUGCACGGAUCGUUUGUCAUAGCCCUGUUCUCGAAUUCCUCGGUCAUCUGGACAGACUAUUGGAGGACAAGCUCCAGAAUCUAGGCGUCUUCAGACUUUGGAGAGACCCGAGAUUCGUCAUAAGGGACUACUUUUCUAUCAUUGCUUUACAGCAAAAUCAAGCGGGAUCCGCAAAGGAGUGA